CCCGUCACCCGAAACUUUUCACGACGCUCUGUUAAAAGAAGGCCUAUGGAGCAAUUCCUUAAAUGGCCGCCUUGGACUCGUGAGUCACCCCAGUAGGACGACACGAGCACGAGCCCGAGACAUAUCUAACCUGGAUAAUGUGAAUAUAGUCAUUGCCGCACGAUAUGCAGAACCUUCUCAAGAUACCAGAGCGACCCUCGUGUCUCUCGCCAAAACAUUCAAAACGGCGAACUGGGCCAUCUUUAAGGAAGCGCAGAGAGACCUCAAGGCGCACAGCGAGGCAGGGCGGAAUGUGCACAGUUACUCUACGGAAUCGCCCAGUUACUUUACGGUAACGGACAUUAGUACACUCAUCGCCGUCAAUUUCAUCGCGCUCGAAGGCAUGGAGUCCGAGGUAACAGAAAGCGCGCUGAGGAAGCUGGCAGAAAUGCUAGAAGAUUGCUCGUAUCUCCGCAUCUGGAAGGCGGCUGUCAACUCCUUGCUGACCUACCAAGGAGAUUUAGGCCAAACGGUGAGAUGGAAAAUUGCUAAGCAGUAUGCACUCGAUGUGCUAGAGCAGCGGGAUGUGGCUGCGAGUCUCUUUGCUGGGGUGGAGGAUGAGUUGAGAGGUUGUGGAACGGCGUGGGAAGAAGUGUGCGACAGGAUACGCAGGAAAAUUCGUGCUCUGGAGAGAUUCACGGCUGUGUAUGAUGCACAACCUGCUGGUGCUUAUCCAGAUAAAGUGCUGGAGCCGGUGUAUGGUCUUGAGCUUCUUGAUGACAUGAAGCAACUUCGGAAAGGAGGUCUAGUUCGGUAUCCGGCCCGGGAUCAACACUCUACUAUGACACUAACAGGCAUCGUAUCCCUCUCCACACUCCUCGCCAUGAUCCCGCUCGGUUUUGCCUGGAGCCUUUCCUCACAGUCACCGGGCAGCACAGCCGACACCGACUUCUUCCUCCUGAUUCAAAACUCGAUUGUAACCGCCGUGGGGAUCGGGGUAACCCUAUUCCCCACUCUUGGAUGGCCGGACUCGCGGGCAAAGUGGUGGGGCCAGGUUUUCGGCGUUUUGGGGAUCUUUUGCGCCAUUGUUGCUGUACCUAUGUAUGUAAAGUUACCCAUCAUGUGGAGCGCCUUGGUGGCAUUUGCGGCCAUGGUGGUGCAGAUGUUCAUGGCGCUGCAGCUUGCGGUUGGGCCGGAUGGGGAAAAGGGGAACCUGAAAAGGGACUGAGGAGGUUGCCGUAGUGUUUGCAAUUUACCAUUUUCUUA
Trematosphaeria pertusa is the source of this 1245-nucleotide messenger RNA. RefSeq lists its product as uncharacterized. The coding region runs from base 383 to 1207 and encodes 274 amino acids. The record is from RefSeq and is a predicted model, not a curated record. Lineage: Eukaryota; Fungi; Ascomycota; Dothideomycetes; Pleosporales; Trematosphaeriaceae. The transcript is spliced from 2 exons.